Molecule: messenger RNA, 1470 nt
Organism: Paramecium sonneborni
Lineage: Eukaryota; Ciliophora; Oligohymenophorea; Peniculida; Parameciidae
Source: the annotation of a GenBank genome assembly
AAAUAAUUAGAAAUUAAUGAUGAAAUGUGUGAUUUUUGUUACGAUACUGUUAUCAGUGACAUGCAUAGACUUUGUUGCUGAUGAAUUUAGAUGGCCUGAUUGGCCUGAUUAUGAUUUCAAGACUUGGUCAGGAUUGAUAGAGCUUGAUGAUGAUGGAGUGAAAAGGUUGAUAUAGAUUCUAUAUUAGAAAUUUGCAUUACGUAUUUGUAGAGAGCCAAACAGAGGAUGCAGAAUUACAAACAUAACCUGUAAUACUUUGGUUAAAUGGGGGUCCAGGAUGUUCAUCUAUGUUGGGUUUGAUGUAAGAAAUUGGACCAUUUGUGAUUGACAAUGGAGAAACUGAAUAUAAAGAAAAUCCAUGGUCAUGGAAUAAGAAAGCGCAUUUAUUGAUAUUGGAAUCCCCUUUUGGAGUUGGAUUCUCUUAACCUACUCCAGAAAAUUAUAAUUUCACAGAUGAGAAGACUGGAACAUUCAAUUACGAGGCAAUCCGACUAUGGUUUAAUACAUUCACAUACUAUAGAGGUAGAGAAUUCUAUAUCGCUGGAGAAUCAUAUGCAGGUAUGAAAGUUAUUAAUUUUAGGAAUGUAUAUUCCGUAUACAGCUUAAGCUUUAUUAGAGAAAGAGAAAAAUGUAAUUGAGAAUGAAAGAAUAAAUUUUAAGGGAGUAUUAAUAGGAAAUGGUGUAUUGAUUAAUAAUGAGAAAUUAAGAAAUUAAACAGCACUAAAGUUUUUGGCAAGAAGAUCAUUUAUAGAUUCUACAAAUUAAUUUAUUUUGACUCACAAUUGUGCUUCAAAACCAGAUUCAGCAAGUUGCAAAUAAGCUAAGAAAUCAUUGGAUGAUGCAAUUGCCUUGAUAAAUCCAUAUGGAGUAUAUUCUUAUUGUUGGAGUGACAGUACUAGAAAGGAAUUCAAAGUGGAGAGAUAAUCAAAACAUAGAUAUACUUAUACACCAUGGUUAAAUUUGAGUGAAGAUGAUGAUGAUAGUAAUGCUCCAUGUCUUGAUUUUGGACCUUUAGCAAAUAAAUUGAACACUGAAACAUAUAAAUAGGCUCUUCAUGUUGAUAACGAUACUGUAUGGACAGGUUGUAGUGAUUCGGUUUAUCGCUAAUAUAAAAAAUCAGAAGGAAGUUAUUUAAUUUUACCAGAAUUAUAUAAAGCAGGAAUCGAUAUUCUUAUUUAUUCUGGUGAUUAAGAUUUAGCAGUGAGCAUGAUAGAAACUUAUGAAAGUAUCUAAUAAAUACCAGGAUGCAAUAGAAUUAAACCUUGGGUUCCUUAUGUUAAUAAGCAUCCAGGUCAAUUAGAGAAUCAAUUAGCAGGAUGGAUUGAAGAAUAUGAUUGUUUUAGAUUCUAAGUUAUUAGAGGUGCUGGACAUGUAAUUCAAUAUUACUAUUUUAGAUGGUUCCAUAAGAUCAAAGAGAAAACGCAUGGUUUAUGUUCAAUGACUUUAUUAACAGAAAUAAGGGAAUCUGAC